Messenger RNA from Poecilia latipinna (sailfin molly), 3089 nucleotides. RefSeq names its product ran GTPase-activating protein 1-like. Bases 124 to 1818 code for a protein of 564 amino acids. The transcript is spliced from 16 exons. Gene Ontology annotation, cellular component: nucleus; perinuclear region of cytoplasm; cytosol. Gene Ontology annotation, biological process: signal transduction; nucleocytoplasmic transport; activation of GTPase activity. The record is from RefSeq and is a predicted model, not a curated record. Lineage: Eukaryota; Metazoa; Chordata; Actinopteri; Cyprinodontiformes; Poeciliidae. Gene Ontology annotation, molecular function: GTPase activator activity; small GTPase binding.
GACGAAAACAUCGAACUGGGGCAGCGUGACGUCAGAAGGUUUAGCAACUGGCACGCCGCGCGGAAGCAGCGCGUGUUUCUAUAUUCACCUUAAUUGAUAAGUCUUUAAAAGCAGGUAUAGAACAUGGCCUCAGAUGACAUCGCUCAGCUGGCUGAUGCUCUCUCAAAAACUCACGUUGGUGAUGGAGAGUUGAGCUUUAAAGGUCUGGGACUGAAGCUCGACGACUCAGAGUCAGUGGCGGAGCUGCUCGGUAAGAUAGAGCAGUACCCGGGUCUGAGAGCCCUGCGCCUGGAGGGCAACACUGUGGGAGUGGAAGCUGCCAAAGCCAUUGCGAAAGCUCUUGAAAGCAAAGACCAGCUUCAGAGAUGCUACUGGAGUGACAUGUUCACAGGAAGGCUCCGCUCUGAAAUCCCCACCGCUCUGAUGUGUUUGAGUGGUGCACUGAUGAGCGCUGGUGCCCGGCUGACUGAGCUGGACCUGAGCGAUAACGCCUUCGGGCCUGAUGGCGUCAAAGGCAUCGAGCAGCUGCUGAAGAGUCCUUCCUGCCACACGCUGAGGGAACUGAGACUCAACAACUGUGGCAUGGGAAUAGGAGGGGGGAAGAUCCUGGCUGAAGCUCUUAUUGAGUGCCACAAGAAAUCAACAGCCGUCGGAUCCGCUUUGAGGCUGAAAGUGUUUGUUGCGGGGAGAAACCGUCUGGAGAACGAUGGGGCGAGUGCCCUGGCCAAGGCCUUCCAGCUGAUGGGCAGCCUGGAGGAGAUCCACAUGCCUCAGAAUGGAAUAAACUACGCCGGUGUGAUGGCGUUGGCUUCAGCCAUCCGUCACAACCCCGAGCUCCGAGUCCUCAACUUCAACGACAACACCUUCACCAAGAGGGGAACGCUGGCCAUGGCCCAAGCUCUGAGGCACCUCAGGAACAUCCAGGUGAUCAACUUCGGCGACUGUCUGGUCCGGUCCGAAGGAGCCAUCGCUCUCGCUGCAGUUUUGACAGAAGGACUGCCGGUCCUGAAGGAACUCAACUUGUCAUUCGGCGAGAUCACAGCGGGGGCAGCUCUCGUGGUCGCUCAGGCUGUCAUGGACAAACCUCAUAUGGAGAAAGUCAAUCUGAACGGUAACUGUCUGGGUGAGGACGGCUGUGAUGUCCUGAGAGAAGUUCUGGACAAUGUGCACAAAGGAGAGAUGCUGGCCUCACUCAGUGAGGAUGAGGGUGAGCCAGACGAUGAGGAAGAUGAAGACAGCGAUGCCGGCGAUAGUGAUGGGAGUGAUGAAUGUUAUGAGACUGGCGAGUGUGAAGAAAUUGUGAAAGAAAACGGAGGAGAAAGCCCAGAAAAAUCUGAGAGCCAAGCAGAAAUCCUGUCAUUCCUCAGUAACCCCUCAGCAGAAAAGUUGUCUCAUAUGAAGAUGAACCUUCAGCAAGAGGUUAAUGUGUCUGAACCAAACAAAGCUGCAGAGCUCUUUCUGAAGAUUGGCUCCCUGCACAGCCAGGACACUGUGGCUAACGCAGUUGUUUUUGAAGUCAUUGAUGGUGUUUUGAAGAAGGUUCUCUCUGCUUCGGCCCUCCAGUCACACUGCUUCCUCACCACCCUGCUGGUCAUGAUCGGAGUCCUGAAGGGAGAGGGCAAAGUGAAGAAGGUGCCACUGGACCAAGGUCAGCUGCUGUGUUUGGAACAUGCUGUCCAGCAAGAGUAUUUCACUCAGGACCACGCCUCUGUGUUGCACACUCUGCUGUCCAGAAAUGGUGAUGCUCUGAAGUUCUGCAGCAGCGCCAGAGACAGGCUGAGCUCUGCUCUGGAGAAGAAAAGCCACAAGUACCACUGACUGAUUAAAGCCAGUACCAACACUGGGACAUAAACACACACUGUUCUUUAUUUAUCUGGAUAUGUAACCAACAGGGAUACUUCCCACUUGAACAAAGGGAUAAGUAAUGCCACUAUUUAUGCCUCCUGAUUUGUAUAUUUUACAAGAUGCAAUGUCUUAAUCUCUAUUUUUCUACUUUUUGCUUGUGACAUAUAUAUAUAUUUUUUAUAAUUAAAAUGUCCAAAUACUAAAAACACAAACCACGCAUAGGUAGUUGAAGUAGACGAUAUGAUGUGAAGUAGGCAAGCAAAUGCUAGAAAGACGAUAAAUUAACUGCAAGGUGGCAGACAUGUUUUAUUGAUGUAAAAAAAAAAAAAAAACUCACAAAGUGUGAAUCAGGGAUGUCAAGAAAACCUCAAUUUGUCAAAAUCAGGUUGCAUUGUUUUGCUUAAAUGUACACCGCUCUGCAAAAGUAUUCACAUCUCUUCGCAAUCAAACCACAGCGUAUUUUAUGGACCAAUAUAAGGUGGCGCAUAAAUCGUGACGCCAAAGGAAAACGGCACAUUGUCAAAAUGUUCUUGGUGCCCUCAGAUAAAGUAUCUCAAAGGGUAUAAAUGCUUUUGCCAAUAAGUUUUGUCAAGAUUAGAGAAAGCCUAAUUUGUUGGCCGAUAUUUGUCAUUUAUUUGGGAGCUGGCAUUGACGGUGCAAUUGGCCAAUAAUCAACGAAGCAGCUCAUUUUUAUCAUAUCUAUUUUUGUCGUCGUAAUUGCGACGACAAAAAAACAUCUCCACCACCAGAUCUAUAGAGGCAAAGAAUAAGAAAGCUACUUUAUGUCCAAAGAAAAUAACACUUUUCUGACUGUAAAUUAAAAACAAAAAAUGUAAACAUUAUUUCAUAUCUGCCAUGUAAAACAGCAUAUCAGUCCUUAUAAUCCAGUCGACAUUCUGCUGCUUCAAACGUCCAGCUGAAUCAGAAUCUGAAUCUGUUCAUUAAACAUAUAGGUCAUGUGACCAGCAUGAAUGUGCAAUGUUGUCCUUCCAAAAACACCAUAUCACAUCUCCUUAUCACUUACCGCUGCAUAUGUUUGAUCAUCCUGUCUUACCUCAUAGAUGUAUCUGCCUGUUGAUUAGAUGGAUCUCUGCUGUGAAAAGGGAAGAGAAUAUAAUGUUAUAUAUAAUUUUGUACAACAAGAAGCUGUAGAAAUGGAAAAAAAACUUUUCUGUCUAGAUAGUUUUGUUUACCUAGUGUUCAUUUAUAUUGAAUAUAAUAAAUACAUGGAGCAUUUGAACAAA